UUCCAUGGCAGUUGACAACGGGCAGUUCCCCAGGCCGGUUUAUGCCGUCCCAAGGUGGAGUGUGUGUAUUUUUUUUAUUUCUCAUCUCUCUCCUUUCAAAGCCCACUACUAACAAAAUCAUCCCCCCUAAUUACAAACCGAAAGUAAUAGCACAGAUCAGCCGGCGUGCAUUCUCCCCGGCGCAACAAUAACAAGUACCAGACAGGUUAAUCGAUUGAAACAAACAACAAUACCGCCAAGAGUCGAUUGAAUUCGUAACCGUUGAAAUUGUGAUGAUUAAAGUGAGAAAAAAAAUUUCUGUCUUUACUGUGAAUAAAUUCACAAGCGCCAGUGAUCAAGUUCAGUGACAAUCGCCCGUCCCAUACCUUCAGUUGCUCUAUUUAUUGGUCGAUUAGAGAUCGAUUAAUUGAGAAGGAACUUUUUAUCGAUCCCGGGAUAAGGACGCAAGUGGCAUUAUUGAGAACAAUGCCCAUUGGAUCGUGAAAUAAAGAGGAAUAAAAGAAGCCACUGCCUCCAUUCCGGAAGCGGCGACACUUCGUCUCCGCCGUUAUUGCCGGAGAAAUGGUUUAUUGCACAUGGUGACAUCUCUGUCGAGGAGGUUCCAGAAAGAUAAGACGACUAAAGGGUCGACUAUGUCAACUGUGGAGGACAAGAAGCGUGUAGCUGGCACUAAAGUGUCAGCAAUAGCCAACAUAUUUCAAUCUAAGCCACAGCAUGACGUUGGACAUCUCCAUCGUCCAACAACGAUACAUCCAGAUGGUUUUAAAGAGCCCGCUGUGCCACUCAAGGACUCACCGACGCAGGUGACUGUGGUCAGGACUGAGAGCCAUGUGGCUAGGUUUAAUAAUGCACGAGCACUCUUUGAAAAACUUGGAGAGGAGAAUAAAUCUAAUAGACCACAAGCCAAGCCAACGAAUUUUCACGGUCUUCGUUCGCGCUCGAGUUCCGCAAAUUCUGGGUCAGGAUGUACAUCCCCAGCGCGCUCACCGCGCCCCUGUUCGCCCUCACCACCGGGCAGCUGUCGAGACCACCUGAGCAAUUGGAGUGCAAGUGUUCCCGCCUUAAAUGCCGAGCGUCACUUUGAAAAUGGUCACCAUGGUAGCGAUAAUAGCGAGCGUAUGAAGCCAAGAGUGUCCUCGAAGUAUGAAAAAAAUUAUGGCAAAGAAAAUCGUAGAGAGGAUAAACCAGAGAAGCCGGAAAAGCCUGAACGACGUUUAAACUCGAAGGAGCUCAUUGAGAAGCAAAAAAAUUGGACAAGCCAUUUUUCAAAGACACGACCAAGUCGGUACAACUCAGAUCCAAAUAAAUCACAAGUACAAACAUCAAUACAAAAUCAAAAUUCUAAAAGACUGAUUGUCGAUGAUUCAUUGGACUCGACAGAAUCCGAUUACCAGGAGAUUGAUUUUAAAAAAUCAUCGGAGCCAUGCCCUGCCACCCGAUCAGCGUCAUUCUGCAGCUCAAGGCCAUCGCCAACAAUGUCACCACCGCCGCCAUUACCACCAACAAGAAAUUCAUCGGCUGUGAGAAAAGAGAGACCAGUUAGUUUUUCAGCUGUAUCGUCUACCGAUUCAGAAUCACCUGUAUCACCGGAGUAUGCAACUGUUACAAAAUCAUUUGACAGUUCACCAACAAUACCAGAGUACGCUGUUGUACAGAAGACAAAGCAAGUGGUUAAGAUUGACGAGCCAAUGCCAGAGUACGCGACUGUACAGAAACCCUUGGGUUCGAAAAAGGCGUUGGAUACCAAGUUGAAAGAUAAAUCUAGUCCGCGUGAUCAACAAAUGAAGGAGGCGAGAGCUAUUCGUCACGAUGUGGAGGAUGAGAAGAAAAAAGUUGAUAAUUUGGAGAUUGAGGAUGGUAAUGUGGAGAGUGCGAGCCCAUGUCGGGCACCUCCACCCAAGACCUCUGAGUGGAGAAAUGUUUGGCUGGCGAAAAAUGAGGAGAUCCUGAAGAAUUCGGAGGUGACGACGGGAGAUGAGGGGGUCGAGAGACCCGCUGCCAGCAGCAGGCCAGACUGGGCGAAACCUGAUCAUGAACUCAGACCACCAUCAAGAACGGAUAGCGCCUCGUCCAGCAUGAGCUCACCUAGUUCACCGUCCAAGGACAGUAGAGAGGAGAAGGCUGAGAAGGAAUUGCCUGAAAAGCUUCAAGGUCGAAACAGUUAUGAUCUCGAGCGUGAAGUUCCUGAGAAGCCAGAGCCACCAACAGACCCCCUUCCCCUCGAGGAAGAUGACGAGGAGGAUGGGAGUGCAGCUGAAAAAUUUGUGGAGACUGACGUUGCAACAGUGGUGCGUAGAUCCCACGUGAAAAUGGACAUGCCAGCAGCAGGAUUAGGCCAGCGUCCCCCCUCCGUAAUAAGUUCCGACCAGGAGUUUCCAGCGUUGGAACACAAAGAGAUUCCAGUACCAUCGCCGUAUGCAAAGCGCCUCCAGCAGGAGGCCAACGCUCGUUCCCAAACAAAGCCAGACGGCCAGAGGGAGGUAUCAAAUUCACGUGUGAUAGCAGUGAAGAAUGCACUCGAGAAGGAGAAACAGAUAAACGACGUACCGUGCCAAAAGACAGUGUCAAAUGCUAAAAACGAUCAAAUAAAAGUAUCGAUGCGUGAAAAGCUAGCGAGGAAUAAGGAUGAAGUGACAGAAAAACGUUCGUCCUUCACGGAAUCAGAGAAGACCAGCAGUCAGGUGCAGCUGGAGCUGACGGAAAGUAAUGAAAACACAUCUCUAAAGAAUAAUUUGGCCCCUGAUGUGACUGAUAAGGCACCAGUCUCCCCAGAGCAGAUCCAGACGACCUGGGAAUUGGAAAAACAAAAAGCUGAUCAGCUGGCAGCACUGAGAUCCUCAGAGCCCCUGGACCCCUCGAAAAUUCCUGUUAAAACUGCCCUAGUUACUGUCUCUUCAUCCCCGGUUCCCCCCAAAGAUGAGCCUGAAGAAUCCAGGGAAAACAGUCUCCUGGAGGACACAGACUCCAGUGAAACAAAGACAAUAACCAAUGUCGAAAGUCUGAUGUCAUCAGAGGUAUCCAAUAAAAGGUUUGAGACGCCGUCACGAGGCAAUUCAGCAGCUGCUGUUACGCCAGAUACAAUGACAGCUGAUGAAGCGGAAAAUUUACUGAGUUCUCGAAUACUCGAAAAGAAGAUUAGACAAGGUUCUGCGCUGUUGUCUGAUGAAGAGGCACAAGAAAUAGCGAGACUCCUAUCGCCAACGCUGGAUCCAUCGUCAGAGGAGCACACCCUGGAGAAGGACAUGGGACAGGAGAAGGAGAAGCUCGACAAAGAGGAACUAGACAACACUCCAGACUGGCUGUCAGACGUUCUAUCCGCUCAGGAUUCAAGUAUUAUCAACAGUACAACCCAGGACUACAGUCUGUCACAGCGAUCAAGGAGUGAUUUGACAAUUGACUCAUUGACUGAAAGCCAAAUUGGCUCGGUAACAGGCAGCGAAAGCGGACUGUUGGGCUCUGUCAGUAGUCUCAAUGACACACAGACUAAUGACGACACUGAGACUGAGCAAAGGGACGAUUACACACCUGUACCUGGAAAAAUAAUUCUCGUUGAGAAUGGAAAACACUUUUUUGAGGAUGGACACUUCUGGAUGGAGGUAGAGGGACUGCCUGAGUCUGAUGAUGAGAAACAUUUGGGGAGUGUUGUACCAAAGAAGAAUAGCAAAGUGUCAUUUGAUUCCGGCCCUAUGAAGGUGUACUCAACGCAUUCAGUUUCAGAGUACGAUCGGAGGAAUGAAGAUGUUGAUCCUGUUGCUGCUAGCGCUGAAUAUGAGCUUGAGAAGAGAGUGGAGAAAAUGGAGGUCUUUCCGGUGGAAUUGAUGAAAGGGCCUGAGGGACUUGGACUCAGUAUCAUUGGUAUGGGAGUGGGGGCUGACGCUGGACUUGAGAAACUUGGGAUUUUCGUUAAGACGAUUACUGAUAAGGGGGCGGCUGCUAGGGAGGGCAGGAUUCAGGUUAAUGAUCAGAUUGUUGAGGUGGACGGAAAGUCGUUGGUUGGUGUUACUCAGGCUUAUGCUGCUAGAGUACUUAGGAACACUUCUGGGCUGGUGAAGUUUGUUAUUGGGAGAGAAAAGGAUCCCAAGAAUUCGGAGGUGGCUAUGCUUAUUAGACAGAGCUUGGAGGCCGAUGCUGAGAGGGAACAUGCGCAUCAUGCUAAUAGGAAAUUGAAUUUCUCGGAUACAUCUGGUGAGUGUCAGCAGAGAGAUGACCAUUCUAUCAGCAGUGUCAGUGGAUUUCCCGGCAUACCGGGCUCACCUGCAAUGUCAUCGUGCUCGGAGGGUGAACCACCACAUAGUCCUAUUGAAAAUUAUUUAUCGCCAACGACAAGAUGUCGAUCGCCGAUUAUCAGCUCUUCUGGGCCACAUGUCACCACUCAAAGUGAUGUUGAGAGCCUCCGUCAGCUGCUACAAGAGAAUCAGUAUAAGUUCGCUCUGGCCAAUGAAGAGGUCGAGAAACUAAAAGCAAAGCUCGUGGAGCUUGAGAAUAAUGGAGCCGGAAGUGAGGAAUACGCGGCAAAAUUGCGCGAUUCUAGACUGCGAUUGCAUGAGUCGGAGAGAGCAUUGGGUCAGACGAGGCAGGAACUCUCAACAACGAGAGAAAUGCUUCAACAGGCAACAUUACAAAUCGCAGCGAUGCAACAAAAAUAUGCACGUGCCAGGCGGGCGGCCAGGGAACUUCGAACUGAUAUUGCUGCGAGAGAUGAAUUCUAUCAGCAGUCGUUGCAGGAAAAGGAUACUGAAUACAAUGCACUGGUGAAAACUUUGAAAGACAGGGUAAUAAAACUCGAACUGGAGCUCACGGAGACCCACACUCGUUUCGGUCUCCCCGUCCGAUUACCAUACGACGGUUCAACCAAAGGCAUAGUGACCCCGCAGUUAUCGCGUCGUCAAUUACCACCGCCCCCGUCGUCAGCAAAUUGUCAGUUAUCUGAUACAGAAACCUCGGACCUUAGUAGCCCUGACGACGGUGACAAAACCGCAACAGUAGAGCGCAAACUGCCUCUACCCAUUCCCAUAAAAGAGGAAUUAGAUAGAGCAGUACCAGCCCAUCGUCUCCUGGACAAUUCAGCUGGUAAAAGUAAAGCCGAAUUGGCCAGCAGAGGAGGUCUAGCCAAUCGACAACUACCCAAGCGUUCCGGUGGUCUCAGUAAUAGCAGCUCUGACUAUGGACUCGAUGAGUCAGGUGACAACACCGAUACCGAGGACUCGUCAAAAAUUGGUGUAUCACACGAUGUCAGUAUGCGAUCAAAUGACUCCAUAAAACACUGCAACUUGAGUUCGUACUCCAGCAGCUCGUCCAUAAGCUCCCAGAAGAGUAAACAGUAUUUCGAGUCGACUCACUCGACGACAAUUAGGCAGCACAGUACAAUAAGUUCGCAAGUACGUGCCAUGACUGAACAGAGUUGGCCAAGCACAACUGGACAAAAAAGUCUGAGCGGACCACCAGCAUCACUGGCUGAACAACUCAAACAAGUUCUCGCUGAACGUGAGCGUAGACUCGGGGCUAAUGAUAUGUCGUCCUCGAGAGAGAGCUCUGGGGACUUCAGUGAUUUGAAUAAUCCACAUGGUAACGAUAAUACAACACUAGUCACGCAUCAUCUUGUUGAGGAGAUCAGGCAAGCGGUUAACGAGGCGAGCCAGAGAGUGAAAAAGGUAUCAGCACCUGUACCCACUGGGAACACACCUUGGCAUCACCAGGGUGGCUCACCAUCCAGUCUGUCAUCAGGGGGGUCUGUCAGUCCCACUGCUGUCGAGCCUUGUCCAUCCAAGAUUGGCAGUGUGGAUUCAGCUGAGGUCUGGAUGCCACCAAACCCAGGAGACUUUGGUCUUGACAAGAAGUCGCUGUUCUGGCAAACAGCCUGCAUCACCGAUUGGUCAAAGGAACAGGUCUGCCAAUGGCUGACUGGCAUUGGUCUUGAGAGAUUCUCAUCCAGGUUUAUGGAUAAUGGGAUCAAUGGAAGCAGUCUUCUACGCUUGGAGUCAAGGGAUCUCAAGACUCUGGGGAUCUCUGGAGAUGAAAAAGUUCAUCUCAAGAGGAAACUCAAGGAACUCCGAACGCAGGCUGAGCGCGAACGCAAGGAACGCAAAGAGAUGGAAAGGAUGAGGAGAAAAGCCGAAAAGGCUGCCAGGAAAAAGUAAAUUCGGAGAAAUAUUGUCGGGCGAGAGCAACUCUUGGUUGAGGCUUAUUUCGAGGUCUUUUAUUUAUCCGUUGAGAUUAUUAUUCGUCAGUGCUACUCACUGUGGUACCUUCAUUGAGAGAAAAAUGAUUUCCGUCAAAUAUUCAUUUACUUGAGAGAAGAUUUUUUAAAAAUUAUAUUCCUCUGAUUGAAUUCUCCCCAGGUGAAUCUAAUUAGGCCGUAAUUACGCCAAUCAUGCAUUUUCAGGCAAUAACAAGUACACGUGAUCUUGGAUGAAUUCCUCUAAUGAUUAUUAAUUUUUUAUAACCUUCCUAUGUUUUACAGAGCUAGAUUUCCAUUAAUUUUGUAUUUUUGCUAAUUAUUGAGGAAUUCAUACAUGGAAAUUAUAAUUCCCAUGAUUAUCUUUUGGAUAAUAUGGUUGGAAGUAUGGUUGUCAUAAUUGAUACUGAUUGAGAAUUGCUAUGGGUGAUAACUCGAAGGAGAAAUGCACUAUUGACACGAUGGAUACUUCUUUCAAGUAAACGAAUUUUUGAAAAAAAUGUUUUUGUUUGUUCUCAGUGUUGCCAUACCUCGGGAAUGUCAAUGGCACUGGUUAUGCUCAAGGACGAUAGCUCGAUCAUCCCUCGAAUUGGGUUAUUGCAUGAUUUUUUUGUCGAAAAAAUAACAAAGAAUUAGAUGAAAAAUAUUACAUAUGUAUUUUUUUAUUCUCAAAAAAUAUGAAAAAAAUACAUCACUGGUAUUUUAGAGUAACGUCAUAAGUCAGACGUUUUCAAUUGCCUAUAACUCGCUGAUUUUCAGUUAUUUUAAUAAAUAAAAAAUUAUGUGUCUAAUAUUUUUCAUUCGAAGUUCGUAUGUACCACUAAAAAAUUUAUGCAAAAGCUCAACUGGUUGAUAUUCUGAAUGGAACGAAGAAAAGCAUUUUUUUAGUUCUUCAAUUAGUGAAUAUCGGUCUGGACUUGAUGACUCAUGGGAUCGAUAUGUGAUUGUUACUAUUAAUAUUAUUAAUAUUUUUGUAUUUCUCGUUAUCAUCAUCAUCAUCAUUGGCGGACGAUCUUACUUUUAAUAGAAUUAGUUGAGGCUCUAGCCAUGAUUUUUUUCGAUUUACUCGACCCCGCCAGAUUAUUGAAUUAAUUGAUGCACUAUUUAAACCACUCAAUGAAUUAAAAAUGGAGAGUUAAGUAUUUCUUACGUAUAAUUCGUCGAAUAAGAUUAUUUAUUUUGAAAGAUUAAAACAACCGAAGUAUACCCCACUCUGCAUUACUCCCCCCUUGGCUAACUACAAUUAAUUAAUUAAUUAAUGAUGAACUAUUAUCGUAUAGAGGAGAUUAAAUCGAUGCAAAUUGUCAAUGUAUUUUCAAUUUCUUGUUUACUCUUAAACAAAAAUUAUUCAAAAUAAUGUAUCAACGAAAUAAUUUUCUCCGUGAGACACAAAGUGUCCAUAUAGUCGUUAGCAUAGGAUUUUUAAUGAAGAUUUUUCGCGAACGAGUGAGAAUGUGUGUGACGAGAUAAAAUAAUAAAAUGUGAAGAAGAGGCAACUUUUAGCAUUAUGAUUUACAAUUUUGCUCAAAGAAUCCUUCAUAUCAAAGACCUGACAAUUACUGUCAUGAGAGAGACAAAAAGCCAUUGUAUUGCGCUUCCCUUCAUUUUAAUGAUGGUAUUCUCCCCUCCCUCAAUCCCGUUAUCAUGUCUCAAGACAUUCCGAAAUUAAUAUCGAGACCCAAAAACGUUUUUGCUAUUGAAAAAUAUUUUUUUCCCCCUGAAAACACUGCAUCGAAUAAACACUGACAUUGCAAAUGAAAUCGACAGUAAAUAUUUUUUUCUCGAAUUGUAUUUAUAAUAGCUGUAGAAUUGAAUGAUUUUUUUAAUUUUUAAGAAAUUCACCAUUCGAACAUGGAACUAAUAAUAAAAUUGUAGGGUUUUUAUUUUUAUCGGGGAAACUAAAAGUUAAAUUUUUUCCUCAGUAAUCGAAACCUUCGUCGACCGAACGAUACAGUGUACAUAUAUACAUACUGAAUAUAUAUACAUAAAUAUAUAUGUGAAUAUAUAUUUAACGACACAUUGGCGUUUACAGGUCAUACUGAACAUUGUAAUCAAUUAAUUAUCGAAAAAUUAAGUCUCGAGAGUGCGAUAAAUCCACAGUGUCAUAAUAGUUUUUUUUUCGUAGUGUAAAUGUUCUAGAUGAUGACACAGGAGUCGAUGAAACAUGUCCUCCAUUUUAUAUAAAAGACAGAUGAUGCAAAAAGAUGCAAUAAUCAAAGACAAUGUUCCAUAAAUAUGCUGGACUGACCUCUACGAUUUUUUAAACAUUUUCAACGCUCGGAUUGUCCUUUGUAAUUCGUCCGUUUUGAGUGUAAUUGUGUGGAAAAUAAAAAAAAACACAAGACAAUGUUUUUCAUAGGAAUAUUUUAUUUUUAUUUUGUAAUUGCGCUGUUAAUGGUGGCGGCUGUGUAACUGUUUUUCCAUCAGAACAAUUCAAAGCAAUGCAGGCACAAUUUUUCAUAGAAAUCGAUGUCUUCGGAAUAAUUUUUUUGUAAUAAAAAAUAGACAAAAACUUAGACCAUUUCUUCUCGUAAUGGAGGGAAAUGUAACACGUAUAAAUCCUGUGAGAAAUAGAUAACGAAAUGUUACAAUAAAAUGGCAGCUUCACACAUUUGUUAUUCGUAAUGGAAAUAAUAAUUGUCAUCGUGAAAUACUCUCGAAACCUUUCAAUUAAACGUAAACUUCAUACAUUGAA
Molecule: messenger RNA, 8870 nt
Organism: Diachasmimorpha longicaudata
Lineage: Eukaryota; Metazoa; Arthropoda; Insecta; Hymenoptera; Braconidae
Gene: Spn
Product: Spinophilin
Exons: 9
Coding region: 576-6137 (1853 amino acids)
Biological process (GO): actin filament organization; neuron projection development; calcium-mediated signaling
Cellular component (GO): actin cytoskeleton; postsynaptic density; dendrite
Molecular function (GO): actin filament binding
Source: RefSeq, a predicted model, not a curated record